AAGAGAGAUUAUAGAGAAAGAGGGGUACGAGGCUGAGUUAUAUAAACUCAGGGAAAGAGGGAAGGAGAGAAAUAGGAACAUAGAGAGAGAGUAGCAGUUGGCGUGUAUCUCCUCCCCCUCCACCUUCAAAGCUGCGACCUAACACAAACACAUAUGUGCAGAAAUAAGCAAACCUUUGAUAGCACCACUUCUAGCUCCGACAAACCCAAUUAUUCUUCAUACAUACCUUGUUAUUUUGGUGAAGGCACACACCAAGAUAUUAAAACUUGGAGUACUGAACUGACUGUACUUGUGAGUACAUUGGAAAGAUUUCCUUGAAUAACCUCCGUUAGAGAUUAAUGACUCUUCAUAAGAAACAUUUCAAAACUGUCCUUCAAUGACAAACAGGCUUUUGGUUUUCAUUUCAAGUCUGCUACCUCUUCCCAACAAAAGCCUCUGCUCUCCACUUUGCUGAUAUUUAUAUCUAUUUAUCGCUCUCUCUACAUACGUGUGUGUGUGCACAUACUUUAUUACAACUGGAGGAUGGCAUAAGAACUCUCUGAAGAAACAAAAAAACCCAGACAAAAGUGUAUUCUUUAAGCUUAUCAAUUGUUUGAAAUGGGAAAUAUUUGGAGAGAGUAUCAACAAAUUACUCGCGUCAUUUCAAAUAUUGUUGAGGACAAAGUCAGAAACUAAAUCUAUUGGUGAGAAAGUCCAGUAAGAAAGCAAAGAAGCCUGGAUAAUUAUUAUUAUUAUUUGUUUACGACUUUAUAUAAAUCUUUGUUUGAAUUCAGAAACACGGGAAUAUAUUGAAAUAAGACCACGUGGAUUACAGUGGAUUAAAUAAGACUACUGCCAUUCUCUUCCUGCUCAUCCAGUUUGGAUUAUGUGUAAAGAGCCAUGUAUUCUGUACAGUCUAUGGCGUUUCCACAAGCUUUUCCUCAAAAUGACUUGCAUCACCACCAUCAUCAUCAUCACCACCAGCCACAACAGUUGAAAGUGAACUUGAAACAACCUGUCCCACAACAACAACAGCAACCACCACCACAACCACAACAACCACCACCACCACCACCACCACAGCAACCACAACCAACACUACCACUUCAAACAUCAACUAUCAUAGCUCAAGGAAUUUCCAGCUCUGUCCCCGCUGUGUCUUCAGCCAACCAUCAACAUGUAAACAACAGCAGCAACAGUGCCACAAGUAAGAAACCAUUCAAGUGUGACAUCUGCCGGAAAGCCUUUUCUCGCAGAGCAAACUUGGACCAUCAUGAAAAUGCCCCUGCGACAGAAAAGCAUUUCAGUUGUGGCUAUUGUUUCAAGGCGUUUUCACAGAGAGACAAGUUGAAGAGUCACCAAGCUAUUCACACGGGAGAGAGAAACUUCCACUGCGACAUUUGCCAGAAGUCGUUCACGCAGAAAGAUCACCUCAACAACCACUCGCGGACACACAGUGGUCAUCGGCCUUUUAAAUGUCAGGUUUGCUCGAAGGCUUUUUCACAGCGGGCUCAUUUGAAAAACCAUCAUCGCAUACACACUGGCGAGAAGCCAUUUCACUGCACCUUCUGUGGCAAAGGGUUUAGCCAAAGUGCACAUCUUGCUAAGCACGAACGAGUGCAUACUGGUCUCAGGCCAUUCAGCUGUGCCUACUGUGGCAAAUCAUUUGCACAGCGCAGCAACUUGGACAACCACGAGCGCAUCCACACUGGCUUGAAACCCUAUCACUGUGGUGUGUGUUCCAAGUCUUUUGCUCAGCGAGAUCAUCUAAACAACCAUGAACGUAUUCACAGUGGUGAGAGACCAUACAGGUGCACCACUUGCUCCAAGUCGUUUGCACAGCGUGCACAUCUCAACAACCACAAGCGCAUCCACAGCGGCGAGAAACCCUACACAUGCUUGAUCUGUCAGAAGUCAUUCUCGCAGCGAGCUAAUCUGAAAAAGCACGAACGCACACACACUUCGGAAGACAUUCAGAAAGCAUCAUCAUCACAGUCAACUGCAGAAAACACCACAGCCUCAGUUGUUGACAUGAAUUCAACACCAGCACCAGCACCAGCUUCCACUACGCCUUCAUCACAACAACAAACAGUUCACACUCUUAAUGUGUCUCCUGCCUCUUCAGCUUCGUUAAUGAUGAGUGCAUCACCUUGUUGUGCCUCAUCGUUUUCCACACACCCUCAGGAUCCCCAUCUGCAUCCCCAUCAAGUGAUGGUGCCAGACAGACUGUCAAACAGCUACUGUUGGUCUCGUGGCUUUCCUGUCACUGCCUGGAGUGAUAGCCCUGCCGUGCCAACAGUCCCCGCCGGCAGUGUGUUUCCUUGCAAUGGCGGCAUUGUUGGAGUGCACAGUAGCGGUGUGGGGGUGGUGUGUAGUGCUGGAACUGGCUGCAACAGCCAACACCCAAAUAAACAUGGAAUACAACUGGAUCUCAAUAAACCCAAUUCUCAUCAUAAAGGAAAUCUAUCAGUAGUUCAGCCUCUUAACUCAUUUGUUUCUGUAUCUCUGUCAGAAUACAUUGACUUUAAUUCAAUGAAUUUUGAAGAAAAAUCUAGCAAAAUAACUGUCUUUAUUAAGCUGAAUAUUUCUAAAAAGAAAACAUCAUUUCAGGGCACAAGUCAACGAUUUGUUGUGCCGAAUCAGCCGAUUGUAACAAGACCGUAUUCAAAAUUACAACUGAAAUCAUUGGAUUCUUUUCAGUGGGACGGUAACAUUUACCAAAUGAAUCGAACUAUUAAAAAUAAAGCGAACAAUAGUUUAUUGUCCUUAACUAGCAUAUUAUGUUUCACUGAACACAUGGAGAAUACACCGUUGGAUAACAUGAGCAUGUUGUUUCAAUCAAACCAGCAUUGUGCAAACAACAGACGAAACACACAGCCAGACGAAGACAAUAUUCUGUCGGGAAUUUUCAAUGAAGAUGUUUCAAAGGCAACACAAAUGGAGAAAAAAGAAAGAAAACCAUUAAGAUAUUCGUCAGUCAUUGCUUGUGAAAGGCUUCUAUUAAAAUAUCCAGACAAUUUGAUGUAUCUAUUAUUGCAAAUGGUACUGACGCCAGAAAUACAUUGUCAGCCAUUUCAAAACGAAAAGCACAGGAAAUCAUUAUCUGAAGAGAACUUAUUGGCAAAAUUAGUUAAAUGUAAUCUGAAUGAGUAUGUCGGUCGUGUUGUGAUGUUUUCUCUGACUAUAAAACAUGAGAACGGUUUUUUUGAUAAAAGUAACAAUUGCAGAGACCUGGCAGGUGAGAAGCAACACAAGAGAAAUAAUUCGCCAUCUGGUGAAGCCAGAUUGAAAGACACGGGUGACGACAUUCAGAAAAGCCAGCCGCCAAACAUUUUCACAAAGGAACAACGUGCAAUGCUGAUAUAUUACGUAUUUUUCCAGUGUUUGACGUUUUCCCUGUAUUAUGUCCAUCAAAAAAAUAGCAGAAUGGAUCGUUCUGCAGGAAUGAAGAAUAUUCACGAUACCGUUUGUGGUUUACAAUUUCCACAGGGACACAAUCUUCAAGGAAGCCAAAGAGUGGCACCAAUGAGUGAAUGUUUAAUGUUUCAUGGCGCUAUUUCCGGUAAACAUUUCCCACAAGAGCACAGCAUGCAGUCUCAGAGAGUUCCUUACAUCACGACAGAUACCGUCUUCCCAACCAAUAUCUACUCAGGCAAACAGAUGUUUACCAGUCAACCCUGCUAUCUGCCAGCAACUACUUUGACCAGUGUUGAUAGAUCAGAAGAUGACCGUUCGGUCCAUAACACAGGGACAGGCAGUAGCGGUGGGGGUGGUGAUCACAAUCAGUCUACAACAUCAGCAUCUCCGCCUCUGCCUUCUUCAAAGCAUCAUCAGCAGCAGCCACAGCAGCAAGUACAACAGCAACAACAUCAUCAUCAUCAACAACAACAACAGCAUCAUCAUCAUCAUAGCCAACAGCAACAGCAAAACCAGUUGCAUAAAUCAGCUGCUAGCAACUCUGAUAAAUCUGGUUCAUCGUAUCAAAGUUGUUGUUCCAAUGCCAACUGUUGUCAGCAGAGGAAGAGUUCGCAACAGAUGCAGCCACAGACUGCGUGCAAGACACCUUCUCCAAUGAAUCACCAGACACAUCAACAUCAACAACAACAGCAGCAACAACAACAACUUCAUAACCAGCCACGACAACAGCAACAACAACAACAACAACAACAACAACAACAACAACAACAGCAGGCUGUUAAACCUCGUCAAAAACAACUGUUCUGUGACUUUUGUGGGAAAGAGUUUGCACAGGAAUAUCUUAUGCAAAUGCACCGAAGAACACAUACUGGCGAAAGACCGUUCCAGUGUGAAAUCUGUUUGAAGCAGUUUGCCCGUCGAGACACUUUGAGGAUUCAUUUGAGAACACACACAGGAGAGAAACCGUUUCAGUGUGACGUUUGCUUCAAACAGUUUGCCCAAAAAGAAUACUUAGUGGUCCACAAGAGGUCACACACAGGAGAGAAACCUUUCCAAUGUGACUUCUGCAUUCAGAAAUUUGCUCGCCGUGACACAUUACAAAUUCACCGUCGAAUGCACACAGGGGAGAAACCGUUUCAGUGCACGUAUUGUACGAAGCAGUUUACACAGCAGAGUAAACUGCAGGUUCAUAAACGAACUCAUGUUCGUCGGAAACGAUUCCAUUGCGACAUCUGCUUGAAACUGUUUGCCCGGAAGAGUUACCUAGCAACACAUAAACGCUGCCACACCGGAGAGAAACCUUUUGGCUGCGAUAUUUGUUUGAAGCAUUUUUCUCAAAGAGAUUAUUUGCAGAUCCAUCGCCGCAUCCACACUGGAGAUCGGCCAUAUAAAUGUGAGGUGUGCUUUAAGCAGUUUGUUCGUCAAGACACUCUCAAGAUUCACCAUCGUACUCACACUCGGGAGAAGCCAUACGGCUGUGAUAUCUGCUUAAAAAACUUCGCCCACCGGCAUUACCUGGCCAUCCACCGCCGGUCUCACACAGGCGAGCGCCCAUACCAAUGUGAAUUUUGUCUGCUCCAGUUUGCUCGACGAGAUAAGCUCCUUGUACACCGCAGGUCUCAUACAGGGGAGAAACCUUUCCAGUGUAACAACUGUGACCUGAAGUUUGCCAGUCCUGAUGAGCUGAGACAUCACAAGAAGUCUCAUGGUCCUACGACUGUCUCCAUGGAUUCAGGAAGCUUUAACAGUGCUAACGUCAACCACCAACACCAUCAUCAUCACCAUCACAUUCAUCAACAUCAACAACCACAGCAGCAGCAGCAGCAGCAACAACAACAUAUUUCUUAAAUAUCGACCCUGGCAACAAUGCCAGCCUUUCCAACAUCAUCUCUAUCAAUUAUUUCUCUUCUCAUUUGCAAUAUGCUAAUUUAUUCUUCCCAUGAUGUCUCUCUUCUCCAAUGUAACCAGCUACACAUCUUACCAACUCUCCCAUUCUCAAAUACAUACAUACACACACACUCAACUCCGACUAUUACUCUUUAAUAUGUACACACAUCCCAUCUAUCAUGGCAAUCUCUCUCUCUCUCAAGCAUUUACAUUCUCAAAUAGAAGACACAUUCACUCCCAUCUCAGUAAAUUCACUGUGGGCCCCUGAUUAAACUUUACACUCUACAAUAUGUUCAUUGUGACCCUUACAUUACUGACAUAUAUCUCACAUUUGAGAAAUAAUAUUCAAAUAACACUAGAAUUAUUCACCACAGGCUUGAAGGGGUAGAUGCGUGGUGGCAUUGAUGCCCUUCUGAAACUGUUCCACAACUCAUAACUGGUUUGUGAAUCCAGCUCAUAAAAAGUUCUUAUUUAAUUGAUUGAUCCCAACAAACUUGUCCAAGACUGGUUGAAAUUGAAACAGUUGUUUGCGGGUUUGAACUCGAGUAGGCAGAGGGAUUAAUAAGAUAAGACAGUAGUGUUGCCCGAGAAGAAGGAAUGGCUGAAGUGUUUAGUAAUUCAGACAUUAUAAGAAUGUCAGGAGAAGACCAGGGGGCAACUUGUUAGUAAAGUAAAAGUUGUGGAGUUGGUGGUAGAAGAGAUGGAGAAAAGAAUGGGUUUGUGGGUUUAGUUGUGUAGCAUGUCCACAGGGAUUUUUGGCUAUCUAUAGUGCUUGCAUGAGAAACAGCAGCUCCACUGCAGAUGGGGAAAAGGGCCUGCUGUCUCCUAUCAUGGCUAGCUUGUACCACAUCCCAAAGGAUUGAGCUGUGACUUUAAACAAGUUACUUGACUCUUCCAUUUCCAAAGCAGAGGAAAUGACUUAUCCGAUCAUUUAUUUCUAUUAAACAACAAAUAAGAUUAAUUUGUCCCUCAGCCAAACCCCUGCCAACCCCCCAAUGCUGUUUUCCUUUUAGAUCAUAGCAAACUUCAAAUCUUUUUUUUUUUUCUGUAAAUUCUUCAUCUAAGCUCAAUCUUUGGGAACCAUACGCCAGUGCCAUAAAUUUUAAGGACCACAUUUUUACUUUCAUCAUUGGUGGUGGUGAGGUGUCACUAUCAGUACCAUAGACAUCUAACCACUCCCUCACUCAUUGAUUUAAGGUCAUUACAUUGGAGUUCAGUCCUUGUUCUCAUUGAAACAUUCAACACUGCACUCUUAUGACCUUCAACAACUGACAUCGUUCUUUACAUUGGAACCCCUUAGCUUAAACAGAAGCUCUCUACCAACUACUACCCCCCUCCCCCGUCUUAGUUGUGGUAACACCAAUUUAUUGGGACACAGCUCUGUGGAGUGUCCCUUCCCAGUCAUGAUGAUGAUGAUAAUUAAGUCUGUAGCUAUGCAAAAUCUGUAGACACUCCCCUACUUCCCUCGCCCAUAGUUUAUGUUUUUAUUUCCCCCUACCCCCAGUCAUAUAGCCCCUUCCCCCCAAUAGAUACCAUCAUAUUCAGUGACCCCUAUAUUUGUCUGUCGUUGUUUGCUUUUGGUGCCUCACCCUAUCUUGAACCCAGACAGCAGACUUUUCACUUGAACUAUUUACCAGUUGGCUCAGAUUCAGUUCAGAAAUAAAUCCAAUAAAGAGGUCUAACCAUGGUAAACUUA
Octopus bimaculoides (California two-spot octopus) is the source of this 6979-nucleotide messenger RNA. RefSeq lists its product as uncharacterized. Gene Ontology annotation, biological process: regulation of transcription by RNA polymerase II. The record is from RefSeq and is a predicted model, not a curated record. Gene Ontology annotation, molecular function: DNA-binding transcription factor activity, RNA polymerase II-specific; RNA polymerase II cis-regulatory region sequence-specific DNA binding. NCBI's taxonomy places the organism in Eukaryota, Metazoa, Mollusca, Cephalopoda, Octopoda, Octopodidae.